Molecule: messenger RNA, 9071 nt
Organism: Nothobranchius furzeri (turquoise killifish)
Lineage: Eukaryota; Metazoa; Chordata; Actinopteri; Cyprinodontiformes; Nothobranchiidae
Source: RefSeq, a predicted model, not a curated record
GUGUAUGUUCAGAUAUGGCACCAACUCCAUUUAGUUUAACAUUUACAACACAUAUAUCCUUAUUUAGCACAACUAAUCAACCUUGUGAUGUGAGAGUUUCAUAAACCUAGCAUUGCUAGCUUUAGAGAUCUGACCGUAAACACAAGAAGAGACCGAGCAGUUUUCUGCUUCUGCAGACACACCAACAUUUGGCGCGUUACAGCCCCGCGCUGAUUGGUGGAAUGGUGCCAUGGCCAUGACAUUGGUCCGAAAGGGUUAAAAUCUAAUGGAUUUCUAAUGUAACCCUUCACAAUAUAUUUGAAAAUUUCAGUUUUAUUUUUGUGCAUUCAUUUCCUUUAAAAUAAUGUUUUUCUUUUUAUAUAUUUUCUUUAACUUGCGCACUAAUUCACCAUCUUUUCUGCACUUGUGUUAUAUCUCUGUUCCACAGAUAUUAAAAAAAAUCUAAAUCAAGUUGAUUGAAGAAUACAGGAUGACUCUUUAAAAUAAUUGAAUUCCAUUAAAUUCAAAUAGUUUUUUUCAUUGUAUUCUAUUAUGUUACAUUUUAUGGAAUGAUUGUAAAAACAAAACUUUACAAAUUAAAGACAAAAAUAUAUCACUCUGUAAAAACAGUAGAUUACAUUUGAUAUUUUUCUACUGUUAAUUGCUGCAUAAUUCUCUGCUAAACUUGGGCUUUUUCAAUCAAGGACUUAUAUAAUUUUAUUGAGCAAAAAUAUGUUUUCCAUAACAAUGAUAAUAAAUUCCAAAUGAAAAUAAUUUAAAUCUAAAUAAUGUCAGAAGUAUCACCCAUUUAAAUAUCCAUUGGUGCCUUCAGCUUGUUUCUUGUUUUGAUGCUGAACGUCUCAGUGCGCAUGCGUGCACCCAGCAGCUACUACUCGCAGUGCACAUGCAGAGAAAUCCCACAACGUGCGGGGCAGGGCGCACCGGAGGGACUAAACUGUUUGUUUUCCUGCCGUCCACGUUGCUGUUUACCUUUAUUUUUUAUUUAUAUCCAUGCAGCUCUCCGGAUCCAACGGCAGCUCGUAGCUCAGCUGCCCCGCCGCCCCCACACCGACCGACCGGGUGUCUGUCUGGACCUCUGGACCUGGAGCGAGCGAUCAUGUGGAGGGAGGAGGUCUGGGUGGGAACAACAACAACAGGGCGCGUUGCUGUCCCGUCGCAACGUGCCCCGGUCCAUGUCGCUUAGCUCCGCCGGGUCCCCACAUUUGUUGAGUCCAGUCCGGUUCUGAGGCCCAUCCUGAUGGCGGACGAGGAGCCCCAGCAGCCGGAGCCCGGAGCAGGAGGUCUGCCCGGCCUGCUCCCCGGGCUGCAGGGUGCUGAAGUCAGCACUCUGCAGCUCAGGAUCAAGAACUCCAUCUGCAAAUCGGUUCAAUCUAAAGUGGAAAACAUUCUGCAAGAUGUGGAGAAGUUCUCUGAUAUCGAAAAACUCUACCUCUACCUCAAGUUGCCAUCUGGUCCCAGCAGCAGUGCUGACAAAAGUGACCAGAACGCCCUGUCAUCAAGCCGCACACAGCAGAUGCAUGCAUUCAGCUGGAUCCGGGAACAUUUAGAGGAAUACCCGGAGACCUCUCUUCCCAAGCAGGAGGUCUAUGACGAAUACAAGAGCUUCUGUGACAAUCUCAACUACCACCCACUCAGCGCGGCAGACUUUGGAAAGAUGAUGAAAAAUGUGUUCCCGAACAUGAAGGCGCGCCGACUCGGCAUGAGAGGAAAAUCCAAAUAUUGCUACAGCGGACUAAGGAAGAGACCGUACAUUCAUAUGCCAUCUUUACCCACCCUGGACCUCCAUAAAACACCAGACGGACUCCACUGUGAUGCGCUGGAGUCACCGUGCCAGCUCAGCAGCAUCAAGGAAGAAGUGAGAUUUGCAGCCUGCGAUCUGGUGUGUGAGUGGGCCCAGAAGGUGCUGAAACGCCAGUUUGAUUCCGUGGAAGACUUGGCUCACUUCCUGAUUGACAGCCACUACAUCAGCAACAAGUCGCUGGCAGCUCUCACCAUAAUGACGGGCACAGCAACAGAAAGCAAACCUUCACAGACCGUCUCAGCAUUCCUCCCCACAUCAGAGGCUCGCCCCUUCCAGCCUCAGGUGACGAUGUUUUCAUCACCGUCCGUAGAUGCCAAGCAGCAGCUGCAGAGGAAGAUUCAGAGGAAGCAGCAGGAGCAGAAGCUGCAGUCUCCCUCACCUGCAGAUGGACACGCUAAGAGGGUAGAAGACGUUGUGGCUAGUAGCCCCACCACUCCUUCACCACAGCCGACCUUUGGCAUUGUGGUUGCAGCUGUCCCAAGCCCCAUCACUGUGCAAAAGAGCAGGCAGCUGAUGUCACCAAGUCCUGUGGGGGCACUAGAGAGCAAAGUGCUGCCUAUUAACUUCCAGAUGUUGCCCCAACCAGUUCAGGCAGUGAAACAGAGCCCCAAACCAGCCCAGAAUAAUCUAAUCAGUCCAGUGGGGGAGAGAACAGCUCGGCAGCGCUAUGCUCAAAUCCUUCCCAAACCUUCGGCCACCUCUGCCGUCGCGCUGCACUCCCCCUCCACCAUGAUCAUCACCAACAGCCCCAUCAAGACUGUGAUGACCACAUGUCACAUCAGCCCAGUCAGUUUGGUUAAGAUGGCAACCAUAUCACUGGCUCCUAACAGCAGGGAAACCACAUCUCUAACUACCACCACGCUGCGACCGGCUUCCGCAGGUAUCACUUCUGCAGCAGCAGGAAGCGCUGGUGCCAAUCAGAGCAUGAGGAGUACGUCUGCAAUGCCCAUUCUGGCCCCGGUGGCUGAGCUUGGGAUGAUCACCGACACUCAGAGCAUGGACGUCGAAAUGGAAGUUGAAGCUAUACACAGAAACAGUCAGAUGCAACGCUCUGGUGGUCAGGUUUUCAUCCAAAAAGCAAUGGUUAGUAGAGGCGUUGGUGCUGUGCAGAGAGCUGCCAGCGUGCCCAUCCCUCAAACAAAAGACUUCCUCAUUUCAGAGGAAAUGUCCAGCUCUAGAUGCAGUGGGAAGCCCUCAUCAGACACAAACACUGUGGCUGAUUGUAGCAAUAACAGCUUUAAUAAAAGCACUGUGCACUUAACAAGUCCUACUCAGAGUACCAGCACUGUUAACUUCAACACCAGCAGACUCCCAUCAUUUGACGGCGUCCACACAGAGGAGGGUUUCGUACCCAUGAAGAGCCUCAGGAAACGCUCAGGUCUCAGUCCAGACUUUUCCCCAGUUAAAAGGAUUUUCAUCCCCCAUCAGCCAGCAGAGGGCGCCCUUGCUUCUGAGUAUAUCAACACAACCGAAUAUGUCUCCUGCUCGGGUGCAACAGGAAGACCUGAAAGCGCUCCAGUCACACAGGAGGUGGAGAUGAGAAUGAGCUCUGCAUCGUGCACUUCCUCUGUCAGAGCUAGCGGCUUUGACUCUGUUGCCAAAACACAUAGCUCAUUGCACAGGGACAACACUUCCACCAUUAUGGAAACUGGCCCUUCACUCAGUGACGCAAUAUUACAGGAACGGCAGGAGCUCACAGUGGGUAACAUGCAUGGAGUAUCCACUAAUACUGGUUUCCAGAAACAUGCAGGUGUGAGUUCAAACUCAACAACAGGAUGUCUGGAUGGAGCUUUACAGCAGAUGUACGCUCAGCCCGACCCUGCUAAUGACACCCUGCAGUUUUUUAACCAAGCAUCUUCUGCUCAGCUCCCAGUGCAGGAACCUAUGGACUACUUUUCCUUUGAUGACGAUGUGACUCAGGACAGCAUUGUGGAGGAGCUGGUUCAAAUGGAGGAGCAGAUGAAGCUCAAACGUCUGCAGGAGCUUGGGAACUGUGGCCCUCUGCAAGGCCAGCACACCCUGAUGCCCAGCAACGCACCUUCCACCAGUCAGGCCACGACGGCUUUCUAUCACACUGCGAACAACAACAGCCGCCUGAUCCAGACUCCCACACCCACUUCUGAGAUGAUGGGAGGAGUCCAAAGCCUUACCGGAGAGAGUCCCUGCUCCUACAUGGCUUCUACCACUCCGGUGGACAGUGCGCUGGGAAGCAGCCAUCACACCCCGGUGGGAACGCCGCACUCCAACUGCAGCAGCAACAUUCCCCCCAGUCCAGUGGAGUGCAGGAACCCAUUUGCAUUUACUCCCAUCAAUUCCAACAUGACAUGUUUCCAUGACAACAGCACCAUCUCCAGCAGCCCGGUCAAACCCAUGCAGAGGCCGACGGCCACCCACCCGGAUAAGGCGAGGCUGGAGUGGAUGAGCAACAGCUACAGCAGUGGGAGCGGGAGCACUAACAAGUCAAGUGGAGUGGGAAUCCUCACCGGCUACAGGGGCCUGAUAGAUGAGCACUUUCAAAAGCCUCACGCCUUUGCCGUUCCUCAUGCACGUCACCAUGACCACCACUGCGGCCGCUUGACUCCCAUCUCCCCCGUGCAGCAGCAGGUAUCCAACAUGGCUAAGCAGGAGGGUUUUGCCGUGCCUGCCCCUCUGGAUAAUAAAACCCCCAUCAUAUCCGCAGCGAAUUUCCGGUGUCGCAGCGUGAGCCCAGCAGUGCAUCAGAGGAAUCCUCCCAGUGUCCCACGUUCCGUGGCAUCUCCCUUCAAUUCUCCUGUCACGCCCGAAGUGUUAAGCAUUUUUUCUAACUGCAAGGCUAACCUCGCAGCCAGCAGCAUGGCUCAGAGGAGCCGCUCCGUGCCUCUCAACGUUAUGAUGCAAACACAAGUCCCGCCCACACCGAACCAACAGUGCAGCAACAAGAACAUCACCAGCGUCCUCCUGAGCAAGAUGGAAGGAGAAAACUGUGAUGGCAUGCGAGGUUUGGGCCUCCAUAAUUUAUCCUCCACCUACAUGGCACGGAUGAACCUCACUCAGAUCCUGGAGUCCAAGUCCAGCCACUCCUGCACUGAAGACCAAGUCCGCUUGAUGACUGACGACACCAGCAGCAGCUGCACCUCCCAGAGGCCGAAAUACCUCGUAGAAAACACGAUUAACCAGCAGCAGCAGUCUUUAAUGUUAGCCAUGAGCUCACUGCAGCAGCAGGAGGAGCUCCAGCGGCAGCAGCAGAUGGAUUUCAGCAGCGUGCAUCACCUCAUUGCCGACAACAGCCUCGCCACAGGAAGUCAGCUCUCGGAUCAGGUAUCUGAGCUGACUACAGGUGGAGCAGAUUUCCCCUGUGAAAUCAGAAUGACAUCAGAGCUGUCCAGCAGCAUUAAUGACCUGAACGCGCUGGACACAAACCUGCUAUUUGACCCCAACCAGCAGCAGAGCAAAUAUGAAAAUGCUGCAGCGGAGGAGCUGUUCCAGCCGCCACAUUCAGCUGGACUCGAGUGGUUAGAAAGCAAAGAUCAUCCAGCUGUUGGGCUGAUGGGCUGACAAACACAACGCUCAUUUAUUCACGUCAUGUUGAACAUGUUUUAUUUAUUUUCACACUGCGUGAUGCAACACUGGACACGUCGAGGUUUGUCCAGUUUUAAGUGCCGGGAUGAAUGAACUGACAUCAUGCUGAGUAAAAUGCUGGUCAUUACCCUUUAAUGGUUUAAAACAUAAUAAUAACCUCAUGUUUCAUCAAGAGUAUUACAAGUAGGCAAAACUAAAAACACUGCGAUUUAAACUUUAUGGUAACUUUAUAUUAUUGUGUGUGAAGCUUAGCAAUCAGUAUAAAGUAAAAAUGAAUAUAAAUCCUGAACUAAUAACAAAAUAGAGAUGUGUGUGUCAUGUAGGGUUUAGACAAAAAUCAACAAACUUUGUUAUAAAUAUCUAUUUUCUUCAGAUAUUAACAAAAACUAACAUAAGGGUUUGUCAAAUUAACUGAUAAUGUAGUGAGAAAACCAGAUUUAUCCUUGCAAAGAUAGAUUUUUUUUAUGUCAUGCACAAAAAGCAUUUAAAGAAAACUAAAGAAAAUCCAAAAAUAUUGUUCCCAAAGGUUUUAUUCAAGAAUUUAGCCAGUAAUCUUAAAGCAGAUCAUAGAUCAGGGGCAUUCAAUUCCGGUCCUGGAGGGUCGGUAUCCAGCACAUUUGAGUGGUUUCUCUAGUCCAGCACACUUGAUCCAGUGGUUGAAUCACCUGUGCAGCAGCUCAUCAGGCUCUGCAGAAGCCUGUUAAUCACCUGCUGAUUGAAAGCAGGUAUGUUAAAUCAAUCAAUCAAAGAUACUUUAUUAAUCCCAGAGGGAAAUUAGAGUUUCAGUACACACAAUUCAGAGAUCAGACAUGCAUGGGCCAGACACAUGACAAGAAUUGGUGACUGUGGUCAUUCGCAACCCUGAGUCGCGCUACCUUAAUAGAAAUAAGAGGGUUAUAUGAGGAUUGGUUCAGGUGGAGGGAAAUAAAAAGGCACUUCAGAGCUACCCUCCACCGGGAGGGCAGCUUUGCUCUGCAAAAAAAAAAAAAACCCACCUCAGACAGAUAUGCAACAGACUUCAGACAACACAACAUAAGUGUCCACUAGAUGGGGGUGGUAGGUUGGGACUCUCCCCACUUCAGUUCCUGCAGCCACGAUUAGCAGCGCAUGUCACCUCAUUGUGGACAGGGGGAGGAGCAUUGAGGGUUGGAGGGUUGCAGUGACCCUAGAAUGUUUCAGCGGCCUUCCCGCAGUCCCGCCCAGGCUGGGAAAGGAGACAGUUGAGUUGCCAUAGCGACAACACAUUCCACAUAUCUUCUGAGGGUUAAAACUGAAAUGUGCUGGAUACUGGCCCUACAGGCCCAGAAUCGAAUAGCCCUUAUGUAGAUGAUGGCAUUACAAUAUUUAAUAAUUUUCAUGCACUUUUUUUGCAUUUUUAACUUAUGCAAAGAAAUGGACAAAUAAUUAAAGAUGGCAUGUUUUAUAUAAACACAGUUUGAGUAGAAGGAGUCACCGCUCAUCUGGGAAAAGGUGCUGGAUCAAAAAGUGGAAUAAACAAAAUGAGAAUCCGCACACUUCAAUCUGCGAUGUAGGAGUUUAUUGGUCAAGCUUUCGGUCAGAGACCAUCAGGAAUUGACCUUCAUGAUGAAGGUCUCUGACCAAAAGCUUGACCAAUAAACUCCUACAUUGCAGAUUGAAGUGUGCGGAUUCUCAUUUUGUUUAUAUAAACACAGGUUAAAAGACACAAAAAAAAAACAAAGAUAUCUCCUGAAACUCGUUGAAAUAGCUUUAAUUGCUGAGCAUUUAGGUGAUCACGUCACACUGACCGCUGUGCAGGAUUGUGGGAGUUUUAGUCUGUGGAUGAAGUUUCAGCCACACUGGAGUAAAAGACAACUUUUAAGUUAAAACCUUGAAUUACCCCAAACCCCAAAAGCACGCGUCUUGCAGCAGAAAUUAAAAACCCGUUUCUUCCUUUUAUUGUAUUUUAUGCAUAUUUCAUGUGAAAAUGAUUUUAAAUUAUUGCGCUGGCCAAACCAAAAACUUACAAAGCAAAUAAAUGAAUCAUUUUUUAGAGAAACACAGCAGUGAUUGUAAGGUUUUAGUGAUAAAACUUUAAUUAAUGCUGCUCUAACAGGACGACCCAGAUUGUCAAAACAUGGUUUCAGGAAGCAUGAAACAGAAUUUUUGUACACAAUCUGUGGGAAGUGCUGCAAUCCAGCUCUUAAAAAGUUUACCAUCACAUACUGUAAAGUUUUUAAAACACUGCAAGUGCAAAAUCAAGCCUAAAGGUAGUCCAACGAAUUUUAGAUAGGGGAGAGUUUUACUACUGUUUGACCGGGUAAUAAUGUCUAAUACCUACUGUGGAGCACUGACAAUCUGUUUCUGUUCAACACUGUGUUUAACCUGAGAAGCAAAAGCUUCUCUUCCCAUCCUGACCGGGUCGCUUUAAUGUAAAAGUCUGGUUUUACGCUGAUGCAGAGCGGCGUGCGAACAAAUCCUACAACCACUGAGUCAAAGAUGCUUCUGAGGGCUUGUGGUUUCUGAGCCUUACAUCCAUGCCAAAGACCUAACCUAAAGCGACGUGCACUAUAAUUACUAUUUAACCUUACUGUGAAGUGCGUACUGAGAGGUUCCAGCUGUAUGGUGUGUACUGCACUUUGUCAUGUGAAAGGAGAGGUGAUGAGAGCACUAAAAAGACUUUCGUCUCUAAAAUCUGUGGGGAGAAAAUGAUCUUUGUUUACUAAACAUGGCUAAACAUCUGGUACGCGUUUUUUAAAACGGUAAAAAAAACCGCUAUAUUAUUGAUUAUUGAGGGUUUUUUUCUGAUCUCACUCUGGAAGGGUUCAUUUGUUGUACAAACUGAAAGCUGUUCAGUACUGUUUGUUUGUUUUCCUGCUAUUUAUUUACAGCAGGGGUGCCCAACCCUGGUCCUGGAGGGCCAGUAUUCAGCAGGUUUUAGUUUUAACUCUGCUUCAACACACCUGAUUUCAGUCAGCAGGUGAUUCGCAGACUUCUGCAGAGCCUGGUGAGGUGCUGCACAGGUGAUUCAACCACUGAAUCAAGUGUGUUGGAGCAGAGAAACCACUAAAAUGUGCUGGAUACUGGCCCUGCAGGACCAGGAUUGGGCACCCCUGAUUUACAGUGUGUUGUUUGUACAGGAGUUGUAGCAUUAAAUCCUAUAUAACCGUAUGCAUUCACAGUUGUCUAACCUGCACUGAUGGAGGGCUAUAUUCAUACUACCUUCAUGCAGUACACUUGGUUUUUGUUUCAAAAUGUGAUAAAUAAUGAGACUUUAACUGUUCUUGUAGGAUUCAGAAUUGGAUGUUGGCAAAACAAAUGAAAAAAUCUCCAGAGAAGCAUUUGCACUUGUUAGAAAAUGUGAAAAUGGCACUAUUGUAUGCUUUAAAGUUAAUGUCUGGAUACAUUACAAAUGCAGUGCAUAGAAUCGGUGCUUUUAAAGCAGGCUUUUUAAUUGUAGUGUCAACUCAUUUUGAGUUAAAUUCACUUUUGAGGAACAUAGACAAGAAUUUAUCUUCAGUUUGACCUUGUUCUGAUGUUUAACCCAAUCGUGUGUUCGUGUUAGCAAUGUUGGUUUGAUGAAGACUUUUACCCUUCCUCUUCUGAGUGGUUCAAAGCUGCAGAGCUCCUCUCCACUUUAGUAAUUUUGCAGUGGAUUUUAGUGCGUAAUAGCUGUUGCUUUUGUAAGGGGAAGUGCUUGUUCAUACAUUUUUUAAACACUUUUCAAAUUAAUAAACGUUUUUUAAGUACAAAA